AUGAAAUUAAUCGUGUGCUUGCUGGGUGUGGCGCUGAUCUUACUAGUUCCGCUAGUACGUGCCGAUCCGGGUGUAAUCGGAGUGCAAUCGGAUGCUCGGAAAGCGCGAGCACCGGCCAGCGGUGCUACCGGUUAUAAUACCAUCGCUCCAGCGGACAGUGAAACAUUGAGCAAACUGCAGAACCAGGUGGCUCCGACGGUUCAGAUCCCUAGCAAACCCGCAACGACAAUUAAAGCUCCCGAAACGGCAUCAGUAUUCCAAACUGUAUCUCCACCAAGUCUUGCUAAUCCUUACCCCCGGCAACCAUCACCGGCGGUUGCUCCAGGACUUACACAAGGUCAAUACUAUGUCGCCGUUAUGCCACAGGCCGCAGGAAAUCAUAUGCUUGCUCCAGCCACGACACCGCUGAUCAUGCAGUACAUCAACCCACAAGGACAACCAACUGGUGGUCUGCAAUACAUCCAGCUGCUUCGUCCUGUCGUCUAUCCACAGUACAGCAACCAACAGUACAUUCAUCCCGGCUAUCUGCAGCAGCAACAACAGCAGCAACAACAGUCUGUAAUACCUCAUUCUGCGCCUGGCCUCACGUCGAGUCCGUACACCGUCUCACCAACUCCACCUCCGACGACAACCUCGACGCAGCCAGCAUUCCUACCAUUCCAGCCAGCUGCCGCUCUACAGCAACCUUCGGUUCCUCAGUAUGCAUCGGCACUCCCAACGACUCAUUACGGUCAACCUCAGCCCCACUACAGCAACGGUCCUGUAGGGCAGUAUUCGAGCCCUGUUCUUUCCUAUUAUCCACACCGCUUCCUAAUCAAUCCUUCCUCAGAACUGAACUUCAACACGAACGAGUAUGUUCCAUCCCAUGGCGAUGGAGUGUACAUGAAGGGCAUCAAAAGCAUUCGUGCUUAA
Anopheles darlingi is the source of this 912-nucleotide messenger RNA. RefSeq lists its product as uncharacterized. Bases 1 to 912 code for a protein of 303 amino acids. Lineage: Eukaryota; Metazoa; Arthropoda; Insecta; Diptera; Culicidae. The record is from RefSeq and is a predicted model, not a curated record. The transcript is spliced from 2 exons.